UGAUGACGGGUACGGAAGAGCAGGAUUAGUUUCCUUUCAGUGAAUAUGGGUGUGUUCGGCGUUGCGCAGACUGUAUGUCAUCAAAGUACCGCGAGAGCAGCCUGCAGCGUAUUGUUUCGAAACGCUCUCGCGGUACUUUUGAAGUCAUAUGGCUGAUCGUUUGUGCGCGCGGCGCAGUUAGUCAAAAAACGCCUAUAUAAAAAUAGCCCGCGCAAAGAUUUGUCUGCAACAGUAUUUCACACAGUAAGACUGUAAUUCAUAUUUGAAGAACCAUGGCAUUUCAGAUCCAAGUUCCAUUUCCAGUUCCUUUUCCAUUAGUUACUAGAAAAACAGAUCCCUUAAUACAAUGCAUCAUAGAUAACAAGUUACAAAGAUUAAAGAAAUUAAUCCGAGGAAAGGACAUCAAUGGGGUUUACCCUUCUGAAGUCUGGGAAGAUGAUGUCACACUGUUGACAGCAGCUGUUAUAUGCAAGAACAAAGAAAUCUGCUCAUAUCUUAUUAAAGAAUCUGCUGAUCCUAACAAACUCUCAACAAAUAGACUUGCUCCUCUACACUACGCUGGUUGUACACGUGGAGUUUCACUGAGUAUCGUGAAAAGAUUACUUGCAGCAAAAGCUAACCCUGAUGGACAUGAUAUACAGAUUUUCACUCCAUUGCAGUAUGCUGUUGAUCACAACCGUGAUGACAUUGUGAAAGCACUCCUGGAGACUGGAGCUUCAGCUUCAAGGAAUUAUGGAGGAAAUCAAGUGCUUGACAAAAAAAUGGACGACAUGAUUCAUCGACUUUCCUCACAGAAUAAAGAUUUUGAGAAAGUACAGAUAUUUUUCUCUUUCUCUUGUGCUGUUUCUAAAAAACCCCAGACAGAAGUUUUCAGCAUCUAUAAGGCACAUUUCCUUAAAGAGCAUCCUUUUACUCAUACACUUCUGUUUGAGGAGUACUUUAGUGUUAUUGGUGCAGGUGCAGAGCAGUAUCAGCAGAGUGCCAUCAAGUGGUUGAAAGACACAAAGAGCGCAGACAAAUACAUUGAGGACGUCAUCAAGCGCUUUCCAAGAAUUCUUAAACGUUCUUGGACUGUUGCAUUUAAUUGCUUAAAUGCUGCUUUGUGUGUCAGUGAAAGGCUUUCUCCUCAAAUAUUCAAUGAACUUGUGCCAAUUCUAACAAACAGUGUCCAGCCUUUUGGAAAUGCACAUGGAGACAGAGUCAAUCAAUUGAUACCAACAGUACUUGAUGUCAUGAUGCAAAAAACCUAUAAGCAAAAAUUAAAUAUAAGUCAUUCUGUAUAUGAAAAUGUAUGCAACGGUUUAAUGCCUCUUACAAAAGCUAAUUCAAGUCAAAUUAGUCUUGUGACCUAUGGAGUGUUUGCUCAGAUAAAUGACUUUGCUCCAGAAGUUGUUGCAAAGUGUGGAUUGUCUCCAGUACCAGAGAGGAUACUUAAUGCUGCAGAAAUAAAGAUGGAUGAAACCAUGAAGGAAAAACUUCAAAAUCUGAACACAUCACUUGGAGAUCCAUCAAGUUUCAGUGCAGUGGAUAGAAUAUGUGAGGAAAAUGCGGUUUCCCCUUCAACAACAAAACAGAAGAAGAAAAAGAAAAAUCAGAAAAAGCUGGAAUCACAAGUAGGAGAGAAGGAAGAUGAAGAGAAGCAAUCGUUUCCUGACACAAUGACAUCCAUCGAGGAGACAAAGUCAAGUGUGCAGCCCUUCACACCGCCUGUUGAGAAUCUUCCAGCAGAAAGACGGUGGCAUCCGAUCAGUCGUCGCUGGAACGAACAAUUUGAAAAACUGUCUAAAAUUGAUACCAGCAAAGCCUCUCCAUUACGAAGUUACACUCUUGUACUCGCUGAUGAGUUUAAGAUCGCUAAAGGAAGUGAUGGAACACAGGUUUUCCUCGGUCUAAGAGAUGAUGGCACAGAGGUGGCUGUGAAACGAAUGCUUAAGUCCAACUAUCAGGACCUCAAGAAUGAGGAGACAUUUUUACGACUUCCAGAACUUGAUAGUCCUUCUAUUGUGCGCUAUAUAGACUUUGCAGAAGAUGACAACUUUGGAUACCUUAUUCUUCAGCUUUGUGAGUACACACUUGAAGAAUACAUCCAAGAUCACUUACCAGACGAUAGCUCUCAGAGGACUUGUGUUUUGAAAGAGCUUGUGAGGGAAGUGCUCUGCAGUCUACAAGUUCUGCACAGCCAACAAACUAAAGUACUUCAUCGGGACAUCAAACCCCAGAACGUUCUGAUUGACAUAAGAGGGAAAGCUAAACUGGCAGAUUUUGGAAUAAGUCGCAGACUGAAACCGAGUGAAACCACUUUACGAACAAGCAUCGCUGGAACUAAAUUCUGGAAGGCAAAAGAAGCAAUAGAUGAGAAGAGCAACAGAGGGUACAAAAGAAGUUCUGACAUUCAGGUUGCUGGGAUGUUAGUGUACUACAUUCUCUCCAGCGGGCAUCAUCCAUUUGGCAAAGGUCCAUUUUGUGAGGUCAACAUUCUGCAAGGAAAAUACACACUAGAACACCUGGAGGAUGAUGUAGCGAAGGAUCUUGUGGAGUGGAUGAUCAAUGAAGAUCCAGAAAAGAGACUAACUGUUGAUCAAACACUUGCACACCCCUUCUUCUGGAAUGAUGAAAGGAAAGUGGAGUAUGUAAAGAAAUUGGGGAUUCAGAAAGAGGCAGAGAAGUAUCUUAAUACUGACGAGGAGCUGCUUCAUGCCAUUGAAGAAUUCACGAUAGGAAAAAGCUUUUAUGAAUGGAGAAAUAAAUUCUCUCCUGAGCUUGUCCAGAAACUGGAGGGUAAGAAGAAACCUUAUCCUGAGAAUAUACUGGGCCUGCUGCGUUUUGUACGCAACCUGCACGAGCAUUACCCAGAUGAAGCAGCAAACAUCAACCUAAUGGCUCUAUUCCCUGAUCUCUUUGGGAGUUUGUACAGGUUUGCCAAGGAGAGAGGAUGGCACUCCAGACCGAGUCUCAAGAGACUUUUGAACUCAGUUUCACAGAUUUGACUUUUCGUUCUGAAUUUAGCAUGAACGUUUAUUCUUUAUCUGUUUUAUGAUUAUAUAUAGUAGAAUAUGGUCACUCGUAAAAAGUGGUGCCUUUUAAUGUUUCUUAAAAAAAUAAAGGAAAUGCUCUUUCUACUUGCAAAAGGUUAAUGCUGAACUUCAAGGGGACAGGGAUUAGAUUAAGGCAGGACUUGGCCUUCUUUAAAUAAAGUAGUUUUUUUACAAACAGGCUUUACAAAAAAACCAUUACUUGUGUGCAUUUUGAGACAAAACAAUGGCACUGAUGUAUUUGAAGAUGUGUCAGUCCAAGCCGUUGCUAGUUUAGACAGAUCUAACAUUUUUAGUCUGGGAUUAGUCUUAAACUAUGUGCGGGAAAUCACCCACCACCAUUUUUUUCCCAUUUUUGGCUCAAAGAAUCAGGGUUGUAACCAGCAUUUGAGGAUGGUCAGAGAGGGACAGGCUUAUCACAAUUCUUUGUAUCGCAAUGUACUGUAUAGUGCCACAAUAUUUAAUAUUUAAUGUACAUUUUUUGCAUUAUCUAAAUACAAUGUGACAAAACGUUUUACAAUGUUAAUGAUAGCUGCCGCAAAUUAUGAGGACGAAAAACACACAAAUGUUUUCUGUAAAUGACCUACAGUAUGUGCAUUACAAUAUUUGUACUGAAUUGUGGUCAUUAUCAAAUGUUCUGUAUUACUUACAUUUAUGUUGCCAAAUGAAAAAAGUAUAGAGUAUGUUAUAGCACUGAUUGUAUGUAUCGAAUAUACUCUUAGAAUGCAAAAGACAAAUAUGCUGUCAGAUUCAAAGGCCUUAUUUUACAAAUAUUUGGGAAUGGGGGAUCUAUAGUCACAGUUAUUGCUCAUGUCCUUAUUUCUGAAAUGUAUUUUCAUGUUUUGCAGAUUUUGUUGAAUACCAUUGAUGAAUGUUUUUUUUAAUGUCGCUCUACAAUAAAACUCUGUUUAUCUAUUAAGCUGUCUA
Molecule: messenger RNA, 3959 nt
Organism: Triplophysa rosa
Lineage: Eukaryota; Metazoa; Chordata; Actinopteri; Cypriniformes; Nemacheilidae
Exons: 7
Coding region: 273-2987 (904 amino acids)
Biological process (GO): IRE1-mediated unfolded protein response; mRNA processing; intrinsic apoptotic signaling pathway in response to endoplasmic reticulum stress
Cellular component (GO): IRE1-TRAF2-ASK1 complex
Molecular function (GO): ATP binding; protein serine/threonine kinase activity; RNA endonuclease activity
Source: RefSeq, a predicted model, not a curated record